AGAGAGACUGUCUCUUGCCUUACAACUGCUGCCGGGUAGACCGUUAUUGUCACAUUGUGCGAAACCAGUUCAAGCGUCCAACCAUCCUGCUGGGAUCAAUCCAAAACACCGUGCCGUCAUGGGGAAGGUGGAAGGAGGAAUGAAAUGCGUUAAAUACCUUCUAUUCGUGUUCAACUUCAUAUUCUGGUUAAUGGGAUCCUUUGUUGUAGCAGUGGGACUGUGGCUACGUUUUGACCCAGAAACAGUUUCUCUGCUCAACAACGACAAGGCUCCAGAUACGUACUUCAUUGGCGUGUACAUACUGAUUGGUGCUGGCGGCCUGGUGAUGCUGGUUGGUUUCUUCAGCUGUUGUGGAGUUGUUAGAGAAUCUCAAUGCCUGCUGGGAUCGUUCUUUGCUUGUCUGCUGAUUAUUUUUGGGUCUGAAGUGGCAGCAGGGGUGUUUGGAUUCUUAAACAAAGACAAGAUAAUUAAGGAUGUCCAAACCUUCUACAUAGAAGCUUAUAAUGAAAACAACAACAGCACAUUGGUCAUGUCUUAUCAUAAAGUGCUAAACUGCUGUGCGACCGCAGCAAGCCCAUGCUUCAGUUCUGAUCAAAAUAUCAAGGACUGUGAGGCAGGACUCAAAGACUUCUUCAACAAUAAACUCUACAUCAUUGGUUAUGUGGGCAUCGGCAUGGCUGGAGUCAUGAUCAUUGGAAUGAUUUUCAGUAUGGUGCUCUGCUGUGCCAUUCGCAACAGCAGGGAGGUUAUUUAAGACGAAUCCUUGACCUGGCCUCUCAGGCACCCAAGAAACAGAGCAUGUCCCAAAAAUGAAUUUUCACUGUGGUGCUCAGUUACCCUUCCCUUGGUCUAAUCUUUUUUCAUAUAUAUAAUUUCAUAUUUAUUCACAACUCAAGAGGCAUAAUCUUACGUUCGUGACAUUCUGAUAGGACUGUAACAUAUCAAGUGGGAACACUACAGUCUGUGUUGACCUGACAAUCAGUCAAAUAGUUUCUCCUCUCAGCCAUUUGUCCACCACUGCAAAUUUUAACCGACAUACUGGCACAACAGUGUCAGUGCCUCUUCACAUAGCCUUGACACUGACCCCUUGGCUGUGGGAAACUUAAGCCUGAGAGAGCAACCAGAGGUGAAAACAGCUGAGUUUGCUUAUUUGUCACACACACACUCACAGAAGCACACAUGCAAACACAGCAGUGACAUGUUACAUAAAACCACAGCUGUAAAAAGAAGUGAGAAAGAGAGGGGAUGACACAGAUUGGUCUGUUAAAAAUGGGAACGACUGUUGAAUGUUUCUACUACAGCCCUGCAUUCUUACUUAACAUCAUGCAAACACUCAGAGCUUUUCAAGCUACAAAUGUUGCUGACUACAACACAAAUCCACAUAAGUGUAAAGCAGUAAUUUGGCAUUUAUUUGAUUUCUUAAAGACAGUUCAUGAUGAUCCCCUCAUCCCUGUUCUCUGAAUUUGUUCAGCUAGCAGCUGUUUUACUUAAAUUGUAAACAGGACUCGUAUGUAAAGAAGGAAACAAGAUUUUUACAUCAUCUUUUCACAAAGGCAUUUUUAUUAACGCUAACGGGUAAACACAGAGGUUAGAAUUGAUUAUAUAAUCUUUAUAACAGCCUCAAACACAGCUAAACCACUAAACAGAUUUCCCUAUCCUCCCAUUAAGAAGACUUCAUUACCUGUUUAUUAAUGCCAUUUCCUACUUAUCCAGUGAUCAUAAAUAUACUGUCCUACAUAAGAGAGUAUAUCCUGUCUCUGUUGACUAUGAUGUUUACAGGCUAUGAACCAGCUAAAGAACAGUCACAGAGGCCAUCGUUAACACCUCUCAUUUCCAUCUCUUUUUUCCCCUUUGUGCCUUAAAAGUACAUUCCCCACAACAAAAAAGGAAUUAAUAUACCACACAUUCCUCCUACUUAAUUAGCUUUAGUAACAUAGGACAGAUGAAUGACAUAACCAACAUGGAAAAGUUUCCAUUUAUCCAGGUUAAAUUAGACCGCUGUUCUUCCAAGUGUCAGAAGUCCACUAUGUAAAUAAAUAGUUUUUUCUUUCUUUUUUUGUAGUUGUAUAGCAUUUUUUGUGGCUGUUGUGAUAGUUACUAUUUAAUAAGCUGUAUGUAGACAGGUAUUUGCUGUAGCUGUACAAUGUUGUAGUAAAGACAGUUUUAGAGAUGGUCAGAGCGAAUCACAGCUAAAACAGCUUCUCAGUGUGCCUUUCUUUGACAACAAGCUGUUUGGUGAGCUGUCUGGACUUAGCAAUUAAAUGUAGCAAAUGUGACUAUAUGUUCAUAUAACUGGAUUUUGAACAGCUGUCAUUCAAUUUUCAGGAGGAGCACACGGUUUGAAGUCUUUUGCCUCUUAAAAUCUAGUCGUAGGGCCCAAAAUAAUCAUCCUAAUGUUGAUUCAGUUAAAAUGAUUAAGCAACUUUGGACUUCACCACUGGUCUAUUGUGUUUUUUGUAUUUUGUUUAUUUCAUUUAACUGUAAUUUGACUAAAUUGAGUGGCUAACUAAGUACUUCAGGAUGCCAGGUGGUAGUGUUAAAUGAUGACACACAUGCAGAAGUCACACAGCUGUCACUGUGUUUACUGCUACUCAAUCUAAACGCUGUUGCUGUGCUUCUAAGAUAUAUUUGUGUGGUAAAUCUGGACACACUCUUGUAGAUGAUUGUGUGUUAAUUUAUUUCAGUACCAUUUCAGGGUUCUCAGGAAUAUAUAUGUUUGAAGUUUAAUAAAGUCUUAAAGGUUUAA
Messenger RNA from Melanotaenia boesemani (Boeseman's rainbowfish), 2746 nucleotides. RefSeq names its product CD9 antigen-like. Bases 119 to 754 code for a protein of 211 amino acids. The record is from RefSeq and is a predicted model, not a curated record. NCBI's taxonomy places the organism in Eukaryota, Metazoa, Chordata, Actinopteri, Atheriniformes, Melanotaeniidae. The transcript has 8 exons. Gene Ontology annotation, cellular component: membrane.